CUUCAGACACCUUCACAGUCUACCCAACCACCACCACACCUCCUCCGACCACUCCGAACCACACGCGCAACCGCUUGCCACGCCAUACCAGAGCCAGAUCCGCCGCCGUCUCCAAAUAGCUUGCAUCCCGAUCUACGGCCUUAGAAUCGCCUGAAAAAGACGCGCGGUUUCUAUAGCAGAUUGCUGCACCACUUCCGCUAGCGACUUUCUGUCAGCUUCAGGUCAGCCGCAUCGCUCGCGGGAGCACCACUGCCGCGCAGGCACCGUCUGGCUUCCUCCGGACAUUCAUACAACCAGAUCACAGGGCGCUGGCACUUAGCACAGCACACAUAACAUUGCAAUGGCGGACGGGCUAGCCAACAAGCUCGAGAAGACGUCACUGAACGAAGCUGCGGAGGGCGAUUGGAAGUCAGGGCUAAAAGCACCUCCGAAAGAUGGCAGACAGCAAACAGAGGAUGUUACAGCGACGAAGGGCCUGGAUUUUGAGGAGUUCUAUCUCAAGCGCGAGCUAUUGAUGGGUAUCUAUGAAGCAGGGUUUGAGAAGCCUUCGCCCAUUCAAGAAGAGACGAUUCCAGUCGCAUUAUCUGGGCGCGAUAUACUUGCACGAGCGAAGAACGGCACAGGCAAGACCGCAGCGUUCGUCAUUCCUACGCUAGAGCGCAUCAACCCCAAGUUGGACAAGAUUCAGGCACUUCUUCUCGUGCCCACCCGAGAAUUGGCACUGCAAACAUCGCAAGUCUGCAAGACGCUUGGCAAGCACCUUGGCAUCAAUGUCAUGGUCACCACUGGUGGAACCGGACUGCGCGAUGACAUUAUACGAUUGAAUGAUCCUGUGCACAUCGUUGUCGGUACGCCUGGACGUAUUUUGGAUCUGGCCGGCAAGGGUGUCGCCGAUUUAUCCGAGGCGAAGACGUUUGUCAUGGACGAGGCUGACAAGCUGCUCUCACCUGAGUUCACUGUAACGAUUGAGCAGCUCCUCAAGUUCCACCCUAAGGACAGACAAGUCAUGUUGUUCUCCGCAACUUUCCCAGUCGUAGUGAAAGACUUCAAAGACAAGCACAUGAAUGAUCCCCACGAGAUCAACUUGAUGGACGAGCUCACUCUGCGUGGUAUCACACAAUAUUACGCAUUCGUUGAGGAGAAGCAAAAGGUCCACUGCCUUAACACACUUUUCAGCAGACUGCAAAUCAACCAGUCUAUCAUCUUCUGCAACAGCACAACUCGUGUCGAGCUGUUAGCCAAGAAGAUCACCGAGCUUGGGUACUCGUGUUUCUACUCGCAUGCGAAGAUGUUGCAGCAGCAUCGUAACCGCGUUUUCCACGAUUUCCGCAACGGCGCAAUGCGCAACCUGGUCUGUUCCGAUCUUCUCACUCGCGGUAUCGAUAUUCAAGCCGUGAAUGUCGUUAUCAAUUUUGACUUCCCCAAGAACGCGGAGACGUAUCUUCACCGUAUCGGUCGAUCCGGACGAUUUGGUCAUCUUGGUCUGGCCAUCAACCUGAUCAACUGGGAAGAUCGCUUCAAUUUGUACCGUAUCGAGCAGGAACUUGGUACUGAGAUUCAACCCAUUCCUGGCACUAUUGACAAGAAAUUGUAUGUAUACGACGCACCAGAGAACAUUCCCCGCCCGAUCAACACUGCGCCGCCACAGCAACAACAGCAGCAGGGGCAACAAGCAGGCAGACAGCAGGGCAGCGGACAGGAUCUGCUCAACCCCGCAAACCGUACCGGAGGCUACCGUGGAGGCCGUGGUGGCGGCUAUGGUCGAGGUCGUGGUGGACCACGAAAUGACCAAAAUGGCUUCCAAGGACAGCAGAGACAAGGUGGCUUCCAGCAGCGACCACCACCACAGCAACAGAUGGCACCGGCGGGUCCACCUUUAGCCCAGGCCUAGUGGCAUUGGACUUUUGGUCGACAAAGCUAGCGCAAUCUGUAGGAGUAGGAAAGGCGUUUGGGUGGGAGUGCCGCCAGAAAGGGAGGCAUGCGGUAUGUUGGCCGGCGUGCCGACGGGCGUUUUUCUUAAUGGGCAUGACUUGAUGAUAUUCCGGUUCUUAUGCUCCGGAUUGACGUUUACCACGAAGCGGUUGUUGCAUGGCCUGCACGAUUUGGCCAAAGACGACUGCAGCGCUACACUCUUUUUCUGGCCUCGACUCUUCCGACACUUUGAACCUCAAGCACUACUACAGACCUGGCAGUUUUGCUAUGGACAGUUCUCAUCUCAUCUCUCAGCACGAUUCGACACCGACAUUUUAUGAGGUAUCAAUACACGACAUUCUCAGUUCUGCCGACCCACAGAACUUUUCGACUACACUGGAUACAGCGACUGCCAUUGGAUGUUGCUGUCAGAUUCCAGAAAUCACUGGUAACUCCGGGACUAGUCCUCUGACUUGGACGAGGCUACCUUCCCGCACCAAUUAUGUCUGAGUGCGACAGUUUCAGCUCAGCAGACCACGUUGAUCACAUUUUCUUCACUCGCUCAGAAGAUGCCGGAUCAGUUCAGAUAAAACCAUGUUUUCUUCAACACGCGUGCGGCCACGAACAUGAAGCACGGCAAACCUCAGCUUUUGCACAACGAGGGAGAUGGCAGAUGUCUGGAAGAAAGAGAAAUUGCGCAGAAAACACUUUGGGAGGAUCCUAUGAUGCGCCACGAUACUCGAUAGAGCGCUCAAUGAUAAGC
This is a messenger RNA of Cercospora beticola, 2674 nucleotides long. RefSeq names its product DEAD/DEAH box helicase (gene DHH1). Gene Ontology annotation, molecular function: ATP binding; mRNA binding; RNA helicase activity. The record is from RefSeq and is a predicted model, not a curated record. NCBI's taxonomy places the organism in Eukaryota, Fungi, Ascomycota, Dothideomycetes, Mycosphaerellales, Mycosphaerellaceae. Gene Ontology annotation, cellular component: P-body; cytoplasmic stress granule. Gene Ontology annotation, biological process: negative regulation of translation; cytoplasmic stress granule assembly; P-body assembly.